AAUACCCUCUUCUUCUUCUUCUUCUUCCUCUUUGCUUAUUUUCACUUUUUUAUGGACGUUGAAAUCAUGGGUUUUUAGUCCCCGGCUCUCUCCUUUUUUCUCAGUGUCCAUUUCUUUCCAAAAAGGCUACAUCUUUGAGGAAUCUAAAGCUAUACAAUUUGAACUAGUGGGUUUCUUUUUGCCCAUUUUUUGUUUGAUUUCAUGAUUCGGUUUUUUUUUGCACGUUUGAAAAGCUGUUUGUUUUGUGCCUUUAAUCUCAUGAGUUGAGCUUGAAACUUUUGGUCCAAAGCGUUCUUCUUGCUUCCCAGUGGAGUUAUAGGUUGCAUCUCUGGGUUUUCAAGCUUGAAUUAUUUGGAUUUAUAAGGUAUGUCUGUGUACUUAGUUUAGUUUGAUGCUUGUAGGUCUAUAUCUUUGAGUACACGAUGGUUAGCUUAAAGGGCUUGUUGUGCUUGACUGGAAAUUUUCAUGUUUGUGGAUUGAUUAUCUCGAAUGGGGCACUGACACUUGAAAAUGAAUGUUCUGUUUUCGACGAAAAGACUGUGAGAGCUUCAAGCUUGGUGCUUCAGACAGUUUUGCCGAAUAAUUGAUGGGAUGUGAGAAUUUUGGUGCUUUUGUGAUAAGCAUAAUUAAGUAGAGUAAUGGAAAUGCGAUUUGUUUUUGUAUGUUUGUUUAAGUUAAAAGAGAUUCUGCGGCGGAAUGCAUUAAUUCUUUGAUCAUGAACAGGGGUGUUGGAGAUAGGGUACUCAAGGAUGCAAAUGGUAAAGUUAGUGAUCAUCUUCGAAACCACAUCCAUUUGACUAACUGUAUCCACUUGAAUCAUAUGCAUAAGCACAGCCCUAUGUUGGCCGACCGAUCGCUUAUGAGGGACCUUAUCGUCCUUCAACGGUCGCGCUCCCUCAGGGACCCUUCUGCCAGUCCUCCCCCUUGGCAUUCUCCUUCAGUUGUUGAUUUGCUUUACAAGAAGGGUAAUAAGGAUGCUGUCCAGAAGGGGAGAAGGUCUUUGGGCCUCGAGAAGCAGACUGAUGGAAGGAGGCUCACAGCAAGCUCACCACCUUUAGAUGAUUUUGCAGCUUCAAAAGUUGCAAUGGGUGAAGCUAGUGUAGUACCGGCAACUAGUGAUCGUAGUAAUAGGAGCAGAGCUAGAGACAGUAGAAGAAUUAGGAGAGAAGAAUCUGGUAGGAGAAGUAGUAGGGUUGAUCUUAUGGGUGAAACCAAGGAGCCUGUAAUAGAGCAAGAUGGUAAUGAUUUGCCUCCUGAUGCAAUCUCGGGUAAUUCCGGACUGAAAAAUAGAAAGAGUAAAAACGCUAAGGGGAAGCAAGCACAAGGUUUUCAAAUCAAGACUCUGUCUGAGCAAUUGAACGACCUCCCCGUGGAUAAUGAUGAUGUACCAUCUUCAAAUGCCAACCUUUGUGGAAGGCAUAUUAGUCCAGAGAAAACUCGUGGGGAACCUGAAGUUGCCAUACGUGGUCAGUCAAGUGGAUUAAACAGGGGGAGAAGACGCAAGUUCCGAGGUACAAGAAGAUCUCGGGCUGCUCCUUCCUCUAGAGAGGUUGGAGGCCAAAAUGAGUUGUCAGUAGCUUCUAAUUCAUUUGCUCAGGAUUCUCUGCAUCAAAAGUAUGGUAUGGAAGAUGAAGAAAACAAAUAUGAUGAUCGAAACGUAACUAGGGCCCCUAGAAAUGGGUGUGGGAUCCCUUUUAAUUGGUCAAGAAUUCAUCACCGGGGUAAAACUUUCCUUGACAUAGCAGGGAGGAGCUUUUCUUGUGGUUUAUCGGAUUCUAGAUUAAGCAAAGGUCGAGCAGGUUCCCAUGGAAGAAAUGCUCCUGAAAUGCCUGUGGAAUCUGAUCCAUCAAGCUUAUCUGCAAAAUCCGAGGCGGAGGCGCUGCCUCUUCUAAUCGAGGCAUCUGGAUCUCUGGACAGCCCUGAGAAUGCUCGUUGGGUGAAUGAUUAUUCUGGGGAGUUGGGUAUAUUUUCUGAUAAUUUAUUGAAGCGUAAUGCUGAUUCCAACCUUGCAUCUGAAGCUAGAUUCGGUGAACACCGCAAACCGGGUGGGAACCUCCGUGGCAGGCACCAAAAUAUAACACAAAAAUACAUGCCAAGAACUUUUAGAGACCUUGUUGGACAAAACUUGGCAUCACAAGCCCUUUCCAAUGCCGUUAUGAAAAGGAAGGUUGGAUUCCUUUAUGUCUUUUAUGGACCUCAUGGAACUGGAAAAACUUCCUGUGCUCGGAUAUUUGCCAGAGCUUUGAAUUGUCAGUCACCUGAACAGCCUAAACCAUGUGGCUUUUGCAACUCUUGUAUUUCACAUGAUAUGGGUAAGAACCGAAAUAUUCGGGAAGUUGGUCCUAUAAGUAAUUUCGACUUUGAAAGUAUCAUGGACCUCCUGGAUAAUACGAUCAUCUCUCAGCUGCCUUCACCAUACAGGGUUUUCAUAUUUGAUGACUGUGAUACUUUGUCCCCCAACUGUUGGAGUGCCAUAUCGAAGGUCACUGAUCGAGUGCCCAGGCGUGUGGUUUUUAUUCUUGUCAGUUCAAGUCUUGAUAUUCUGCCUCAUAUAAUCGUGUCUAGGUGUCAGAAAUUUUUCUUCCCCAAACUGAAGGAUUCAGAUAUCAUUUAUACUUUGGAGUGGAUUGCAUCCAGAGAGGACAUCGAAAUUGAGAAAGACGCACUUAAACUGAUUGCAUCUCGAUCCGACGGAUCACUGAGGGAUGCAGAAAUGAUACUUGAGCAGCUCAGUUUGCUCGGGCAAAAAAUCUCUGUUCUUCUGGUUCAGGAACUGGUUGGGCUUAUCUCUGAUGAAAAGCUGGUAGACCUUCUCGAUCUUGCAUUAUCUGCGGACACCGUAAACACUGUAAAGAGUUUGAGGGUGAUAAUGGAAACUGGUGUGGAGCCUUUAGCUUUGAUGUCACAGCUAGCUACAGUGAUUACUGACAUUCUUGCUGGCAGUUAUGAUUUCACUAAAGAACGGCAUAGAAGGAAGUUCUUCCGAAGACAACCAUUGUCCAAAGAAGAUAUGGAGAAACUACGCCAAGCUUUGAAAACAUUAUCCGAGGCAGAAAAACAACUGAGGAUGUCGAAUGACAAACUAACAUGGCUAACCGCUGCUUUGCUUCAGCUUGCUCCUGACCAGCAGUAUAUAUUGCCUACAUCUUCCGGUGGCACUAGUUCUCAUCAUAGCCCCUUGCUUCUAAGCGAUGCAGACAGAAGAGAUGAGCUCCGUAAUGGUUCUAGAGGCCUGCCAAAAAAUUCUAGGUCGGAAAAUCUCCAUGCUGGAAAUUCAGGGGAUUUUGGAACUAACAUGGUUAACGGUAUACAUUUUGAUAAGAAGAGACAAGCUUUGCCCGGGAUGGCCCCACAACAAACCUCCACAGCCCCUACUGUGAGGCAGAAUUUGGUCAAAAACUGUAAGGGACUCGAAGAAAUUUGGUUUCAGGUGCUCGAGAAGAUUCUAGUUAGUAGUCUGAAAGAGUUCUUAUAUCAAGAAGGAAAGCUGAUCUCGGUCAGUUUCGGUGCAGCUCCAACUGUACAGUUGAUGUUCAGUUCACGUAUGACCAAAUCUAAGGCAGAGAAAUUUAUGGGGCAUAUUUCGCAAGCAUUUGAGUCUGUUCUUGGUUCGUCCGUGACAAUUGAAAUUAGAUGUGAAGCGAGGAAAGAUUCUGGAGCUGGCUUUCAUGGACUUCUCGGUUUACCAGCUUCCAACGGCGGGCCAUCUCAGAUGGUUAUGGAUCCUGGGUCUAAUUCCGGAAAUAGGAUGCAUAGAGCUGGGGUCGGCUCUCAAGUUCAGCCGUUGCACCACGAAUCUCUUGAUGCAGGGGGUGAAAUUGUUGAAAUACCAGCCUCUCCAAGAGAACCCAAGGGUAAUGAACGCGCUGAUAACUUAAACAGAAGAGGUUUAACGCUGGCCGAUGCUGUGGCUUACAGGAAACCAACAUUGGCAUCUACCACAGGAAGACGGAAACCUGAGGAACUAAGUCAUAGUCGGAGCAUUGUUAGGAGUAAGGUGUCCCUCGCGCACGUAAUUCAGCAGGCAGAAGGAUGCACACAACGAAAUGGAUGGUCAAAACGCAAAGCAGUCUCCAUUGCAGAAAAGCUCGAACAGGAGAACCUGAGAUUGGAACCUAGGUCGAAAAGCUUGCUUUGCUGGAAAGCAACUAGAGUAACUCGUCGGAAGCUCUCGCGUUUGAAAAUCCGGACACGAAGACCACGUUCAUUGUUGAAGCUCAUCGCAUGCGGAAAAUGUCUCGUCUAAAUCUCCGAGGUAGGUACGACAAGGAAGAUUUGGUGCAUGACUAGAUUGAAUUCAUAUUUACAUUUGUAAUUAGCUAUUUUCUUGCCAAGGUAAGUUCAAAUGUGUCAAAUUCAUUUUCUUUGAAUAAAUCAUUACGAGUCCUUUCCGAUGAGAAAAA
Molecule: messenger RNA, 4403 nt
Organism: Hibiscus syriacus
Lineage: Eukaryota; Viridiplantae; Streptophyta; Magnoliopsida; Malvales; Malvaceae
Product: protein STICHEL-like 3
Exons: 6
Coding region: 716-4246 (1176 amino acids)
Biological process (GO): DNA-templated DNA replication; DNA repair
Cellular component (GO): DNA polymerase III complex; DNA replication factor C complex; nucleus
Molecular function (GO): ATP hydrolysis activity; DNA binding; DNA clamp loader activity
Source: RefSeq, a predicted model, not a curated record